This is a messenger RNA of Scylla paramamosain (green mud crab), 5188 nucleotides long. Its product is annotated as eukaryotic translation initiation factor 3 subunit A-like. The record is from RefSeq and is a predicted model, not a curated record. The coding region runs from base 158 to 4354 and encodes 1398 amino acids. NCBI's taxonomy places the organism in Eukaryota, Metazoa, Arthropoda, Malacostraca, Decapoda, Portunidae. The transcript is spliced from 5 exons.
GGAGGAGGCAGCUGGGAGCGGAGCCCCCUAUAAAAGAGGCAACGAGGGCAGCCACAAGCCAGAGUCUCCCUGACCACAUCAAGGAACAGUUCCAACACUCGUUUCUUCUCCCUUGUCGCAGCUUCCACUCUCCCUCCGUGAACUGGCGUCCCUGGUGAUGGUGUGGGCGUGGGCGUCCCGGGCCGUGCUUCUGCUGCUACUAUUGGUCUCCGCCUUGUCCCUGACGCACCAUCCCACCACCGGCCUCCACCAUGACUUCGCCGUCUCUGCCCCGAACUUCCGCUCCUCCUGGACCUCAGCCUCCAGUGUGGUGAGAGACCAGCACACACCAGCACAGACCACAAAGACUUCUUGGCAACAGACGGAUGAUCUUCAUUCCGAGGCAAAACUGGAAAACCCGAACGAUGGCAUGCAGGCCUCGGGCCAAAAGGAAAGUCUCACUCACGCCAGGUCCGUGAAGAGUCUUGCCACAGCCCGAGGAUUUAGCGGGUGGCGGAGCGAGGACGAGACGCGACGAGCGUCCACCACUUCCAUAGAACUUCGUUCAGUCGAUGCCAGGAAAACCACUACCGCUGGAGCACGGCGCCUUGACAGCAGGAGGGCCUCUGAGGAACGCAGCCUUGCCAGCAGAAAGCUUUCUGAUGAACGUCGCCUUGACAGCAGGAGGGCCUCUAACGAACGCAGCCUUGCCAGCAGGAAGCUUUCUGAUGAACGUCGCCUUGACAGCAGGAGGGCCUCUAACGAACGCAGCCUUGCCAGCAGGAAGCUUUCUGAUGAACGUCGUCUUGACAGCAGGAGGGCCUCUGAGGAACGCAGCCUUGCCAGCAGGAAGUUUUCUGAUGAACGUCGCCUUGACAGCAGGAGGGCCUCUGAGGAACGCAGCCUUGCCAGCAGGAAGCUUUCUGAUGAACGUCGCCUUGACAGCAGGAGGGCCGCCGAAGACCGUCCCCUUGACAAUAGGUGGACCUCUGAGGAACGACGCCUUGACAGUAGAAGGGCUUCUGAGGAACGCCGCGUUGACAGCAGGAAGGCUUCUGACGAACGCCGCCUUGACAACAGGAGGGCGUCUGAGGAACGGCGCCUUGACAGCAGGAGAGCCUAUGAAGACCGGCACUUUGACAGCAAAAGGACAUCUGAAGACCGGCGAUUUGACAGCAGGAGGGCCUCUGAAGAACGCCGCCUUGACAGCAGGAGGGCCUCUGAAGACCGGCGCGUUGACAGCAGAAUGGCGUCUGAAGAACGCCGCCUUGACAGCAGGAGAGUAUCUGAAGAACGCCACCUUGAUAACAGAAGGACUUCUGAAGAACGCCGCCUUGACAACAGGAGGGCUUCUGAAGAACGCCGCCUUGACAACAGGAGGGCUUCUGAAGAACGCCGCUUUGACAGCAGAAGGGCCUCUGAGGAACGCCGCCUUGACAGUAGGAGGACAUCUGAGGAACGCCGCAUUGACAGCAGAAGGGCCUCUGAGGAACGCCGCCUUGACAGUAGGAGGACCUCUGAGGAACGCCGCCUUGACAGCAGGAAAGCUUCAGAAGAACGCCGUCUUGACAGCAGGAGGGCCUCUAAAGAGCGCCGCCUUGACAGCAGGAGAGCCUCUGAGGAAAACCGCCUUGACAACAGGAAAGUUUCAGAAGAACACCAGCUUGACAGCAGGAGUGUCUCUGAAGAACGCCGCCAUGACAGCAGGAGAGCAUCUGAAGAGCGCCGCCUUGACAGCAGGAGGGCCUCUGAUGAACGCCGCCUUGACAGCAGGAGGGCCUCUGAGGAACGCCGCCUUGACAGCAGGAAGGCAUCUGAAGAACGCCAACUUGACAGCAGGAGAGCCUCUGAAGACCGGCGCCUUGACAGCAGGAGAGCAUCUGCAGAACGCCGCCUUGGCAGCAGGAAGGCCUUUGAAGAACGUCGCCUUGACAGUAAGAGAGCUUCUGAAGAACGCCGCCUUGACAGCAGAAGGGCCUCUGAAGAACACCGCCUUGACAGCAGGAGGGCAUCUGAUGAACGCCGCCUCGACAGCAGGAGGGUCUCUGACGAUCGCCGCCUUGACAACAGGAGAGCCUCUGAAGAACGUCAACUUGACAGCAAGAGAGUUUCUCAAGAUCGCCGCCUUGAGAGCAGAAGGGCCUCUGAAGAACGCCGCCUUGACAGCAGGAGAGCCUCUGAAGAACGCCGCCUUGACAGCAGGAGAGCCUCUGAAGAACGCCACCUUGACAGUAAAAGAGUCUCUGAAGAUCGCCGCCUUGACAGCAGAAGGGUCUCUGAAGAACGCCGCCUUGAUAGCAGGAGGGCUUCUGAAGAACGCCAACUUAACAGCAGAAAAACUACAGAAGAACGCCGCCUUGUCAUUAGAAGAGCCUCUGACGAACGCCGCCUUGACAGCAGGAGGGCCUCUGAGGGACGCCGCCUUGACAGCAGGAGGGGUUCAGAACGCCGCCUUGAUAGCAGGAGGGCCUCUGAAGAACACCAACUUGACAGCAGAAAAAUUUCAGAAGAGCGCCGCCUUGACAGCAAGAGGGCAUCUGAAGAACGCCGACUUGACAGCAAGAGGGCCUCUGAAGAACGCCGCCUUGACAGCAGGAGAGACUCUGAGGAACGCCGCCUUGACAGCAGGAGGGUCUCUGAAGAACGCCGCCUUGACAGCAGGAGGGCCUCUGAGGAACGCCACCUUGGCAGCAGGAGGGUCUCUGAAGAACGCCGCCUUGACAGCAGGAGGGCAUCUGAAGAACGCCGCCUUGACAACAGGAGGACCUCUGAGGAACGCCACCUUGACAGCAGGAGGGCAUCUGAAGAACGCCGGCUUGACAGCAGGAGGGAGUCUGAGGAACGGCGCCUUGACAGCAGGAGGGCCUCUGAGGGACGCCGCCUUGACAGCAGGAGGGCAUCUGAAGAACGCCAACUUGACAACAGGAGGGCCUCUGAAGACCGGCGCCUUGACAGCAGGAGAGCAUCUGAAGAACGCCAACUUGACAACAGGAGGGCCUCUGAAGACCGGCGCCUUGACAGCAGGAGGGCCUCUGAAGACCGGCGCCUUGACAGCAGGAGGGCCUCUGAAGACCGGCGCCUUGACAGCAGGAGAGCAUCUGAAGAACGACGCCUUGACAUCAGGAGGGCCUCUAAUGAUCGGCGCCUUGAUAACAAGAGAGCUUCCGUGGAAAGCCGCCUUGACAGCAGGAGGGCCUCUGAGGAACGUCGCUUUGACAGCAGGAGGGCCUCUGAGGAACGUCGUCUUGACAGCAGAAGGGCCUCUGAGGAAGGCCACCUUGACAGUAGAAGGGCUUCUGAGGAACGGCGCCUUGACAGCAGAAGGGUCUCUGAGGAACGGCGCCUUGACAGCAGAAGGGCCUCUGAGGAAAGUCGCCUUGACAGCAGGAGGGCCUCUGUAGAAAGCCGCCUUGACAGCAGAAGGGCCUCUGAGGAAAGUCGCCUUGACAGCAGGAGGGCCUCUGUAGAAAGCCGCCUUGACAGUAGAAGGGCUUCUGAGGAACGUCGCCUUGACAGCAGAAGGGCCUUUAAGGAAGGCCACCUUGACAGCAGAAAGGCCUCUGAGGAACGUCGCCUUGACAGCAGAAGGGCCUCUGAGGAAGGCCGCCUUGACAGCAGAAGGGCCUCUGAGGAACGGCGGCACCUUGACAGCAGAAGGGCCUCUGAGGAAGGCCGCCUUGACAGCAGAAGGGCCUCUGAGGAACGGCGGCACCUUGACAGCAGAAGGGCCUCUGAGGAACACCGCCUUGUUAGUAGGAAGGCCUCUGAAGACCGGCGCCUUGAUAGCAGAAAACUUUCAAAGGAAUAUCGCCUUGAUAGUAAUAGGUUCUCUGCUGAACGUCGCCUUGAGAAGAGAAAUGAUGCAAAGGAACAUCGCCUUGACAGCAGGAGAGUUUCUGCAGAGCAUCGCCAUGACAGCAGGCGUGAAACAACGGAACAUCGCUUUAACAACAGGAGGGUAUCUGGGGAACACCGUUUUGUAAGUAGGAAGCUUUCAGAAGAGCAUCGCCCUGACGAAAAAAUGAUUGCUGGAAAACAUUCUGACAGCAAACUGGUCGCUGAAGUAAGUCACGGAGAUGCAGUGAACACUGCCUCCUACCUUGAGGGAGAUGUGCCUGCUGUGCUCUCCAUCAGUGGGUAUGGCAUCCACGCCGCCACUUCAACACUCGGGAAGACUCCCGCCCACUCCACGGACCUCAUUGAACUGCCGGAGGAUCCAUGGUGGGCCAGUCACACGCUUCCCGUCCUUCACUAUCCCAAGUACAAGGACGAUGGGGGAGUGGGUGGCUUGGUGAUGCAGGGACUCCUGGUGGGCGUCGCUUCCCUGACGCUUUACCGAACAGGCUCCUCUUCAGCACUCAUCCCUGCCUGCUAGAUACCUUCACUUUUCCCUGACAUCGAUCACCGGCACAGUGGUCGCAGCAGCAGCAGCAGGCACGAUGCUCACUGCCCUCAUUACAUCAUCCUUCCCAAAUCUCGUCACCAUUUCAUAACGCCCAUGAGACGCCCAUAACGCCCAACACGAGACACGCCCACACCGUUCUGAACUUAUUCAUAAUGUCCCACACACACCUCCUCACCUUGCGUCAUCCUCUCGAUCUGAACGUGCAUCUCGCCCCAUGCCACCGCCACGUGAGGACUGAGAGCACCGCCCUCCGCUGCCGUCAGACCUUGACCUCGCUGCCUUGGCCGUCCCCUACAUCGCCUCAUACUUGCCGCCUGAAGCCGACCAGGCGGCGGCAACGCGGGACAGAGGACGUACUCACCUCGACCACUCUAUCUAGGACGACGCAACUCAAGUUAUUCUUUCAUGUUACAAUAAACACUCACGGGACAGAUGCAUGUACACACUCAGCUAAUUUUUCAUGCCUGACAUCACUCACGAAUAAGAAGUUUGAUCAUUAUAGAAAAUAUGAACUUCUUCCGUAAUUCUUAUGCCGCUCUAUGCCAGAUGGAUUCCUAAAAGUUUGUAAAGCGUGAGGAACGGCGGCAACACUUCUUCCUCAUCGACUCAGCGGUCCAUGUUCCCGCUAUACAGUAGUCUGCAGGAAGGCCCGUGAAUUAGCUGGGUGAAAACUGCUCCUGAUGAGUAGGAGUGUGUGUGUGUGUGUGUGUGUGUGUGUGUGUGUGUGUGUGUGUGUGUGAGUGUAUGUAGUCAUGUAAUACAAAUACGUAUAUAUAUACCAAAUAAAACGAUGCCACGUUCAAA